UUCUGUCUAUUGUUUGGUGUCCGAGAAAAUCCAAGAAAACUGAAAAAGAAGAAGAUUGUUGAUACAAGUGAAGAGCUCAACUAAAAUAAAACUGAAUUGAACAUGGAUAUAGCGAGACAUCAGGCUCGGAUCAAUCAGCUUGUGAGGGAGAUGCUUGUUGAGGGACUUUUGAAUGGCCAAUUCCAACUAGUUCAAACAAUACGAGCAGCCAGUGAUUGUCAGUUAGUUGCGAAAAUGAUCCUCGUUUACUGCACUCUAAUCGGGAAGAACAUCAGAGCAAUUGCCAACUAUCUGACAAAACCUAACGUUAACUAUGCAGGAGCAGCUGUUCAUGCUGGCCACCUUGGAAUACGUAGUUGUAGUAUUGGAGCCCAAUCCAUACUACAUGCUUGUUGUCUCUUUGUGCAGGCCUGUGCAUAUGGAUCUAAGGAACGACGUGUCAAUCUGUUGUACAGGUUGUAUCGUCAAUAUUCACAUCUUCACACCAAAUUCAUGGAAGUCCUUCAGCUGGAGGUGCAAAUAUUUCUUCAUACACGGCAGAGCUAGCAUUUUGCAUGUUUGUUGAAGCCUCAACCGAGUCUCUAAGGUGCUGGAUUUUACACUAAUGAGUCCCACAACUUAUUAUACUAUCCUUUCUCAGAAAGAAACUAGAUGGUACUCUCAUAGAGAGUUUUGUUAAUAUUGCUUCAAAACUUCCCCUUCUGUGGACUCUCAUCCCACUUCUGAAGAAUAUGACUUCUAACUGGCUGAAGUAUCCAAUGAAUAGCAGACAUUCCGUUCAGUAUAUAACUCACAGUAACAUCAACUGCUGCCAAGCCCUUCUCUUGUAUGAUCCUUUCUUCCUCUGUUUUUCCAUGAAAUCCUUGAUCUUUCUCUGAACAUUUGAUGUGUUCAGGCUCCUGAACUCAAAGGGCCCAAAUGCAAGUACAGUUUCACUAGCUUUUGAAGAAAUUCACUGAGCAGGUACAUAUGCAUUCCUUUUAGAACAGUGGAUUCAAUGGUUCAUCCUCACAUGCCUUACAGCUUUGUGCAGCCCAUUUAAUUUGUUGUUAAUUUCCCUGGAGAAAACUAGAUCAGAAGCAGGCUAAGAGAUACUUCUUCUGAAAGUGAAAUAUAAAAAUUACAUUGUUUUAAAUUUUAGAGAUGCAGACUAUUUGCAUGUUCCUUGACAUCAUCUCACCCAUAGUAGUUGUAAAUUUAAUUUCUUGCCACAUUCAAGUGAUUUGUAUUCUAUUUAAAGAGAAU
Messenger RNA from Vitis riparia (riverbank grape), 1245 nucleotides. RefSeq names its product histidine-containing phosphotransfer protein 1-like. Gene Ontology annotation, cellular component: cytoplasm; nucleus. The record is from RefSeq and is a predicted model, not a curated record. Lineage: Eukaryota; Viridiplantae; Streptophyta; Magnoliopsida; Vitales; Vitaceae. Gene Ontology annotation, molecular function: protein histidine kinase binding; histidine phosphotransfer kinase activity. The coding region runs from base 103 to 546 and encodes 147 amino acids. Gene Ontology annotation, biological process: phosphorelay signal transduction system; cytokinin-activated signaling pathway; phosphorylation. The transcript is spliced from 7 exons.